Molecule: messenger RNA, 1317 nt
Organism: Exophiala bonariae
Lineage: Eukaryota; Fungi; Ascomycota; Eurotiomycetes; Chaetothyriales; Herpotrichiellaceae
Exons: 1
Coding region: 1-1317 (438 amino acids)
Biological process (GO): protein dephosphorylation
Molecular function (GO): protein serine/threonine phosphatase activity
Source: RefSeq, a predicted model, not a curated record
AUGCUCACUCCGGUGGCCCGAUCAUCCAAGCAUGCGGUGAAAGCCAUUGACCGUUCGUUCGCUCGAAUCUCUCUAUCACCACUUCCUUCACUUCCGUCACGUCAGGUCGUGCUCUGUUCCAGACGAUCAACUCACUCUAAGCGAGCGGUCUUCACCCUUGCGAACAAGACCAGUCGAAGGCACUUGAUCUCCGAGGGGAGCACUACUACUCCCCAGGAGGACGAUUCUACGAGUUCCGUGCCCAACGACUCCCCCUUCUACCUAGAGACUGGCUACUCGAUAUUUGCCAAACGCCCUUCUCGAGCGUUUCCUCCUCCGUUUGUUUCACUACCCUCUGGAUCUUUCUCAGAUCCUCUCACCACCCAUAAUCCUGUACGAGGUCGUCGACCUUUUGUCAAUGGAGUCCCGGUGAGGGGUGUCACCAAUGGUGAUGAUGCCAUCAUUAUUGGCGAUCACAACUUUCUCGCCGUCAACGACGGUGUGGGCGCAUGGGCACAGAAAGAGCGUGGGCAUGCUGCAUUGUGGUCACGUCUGAUUGCUCACUUUUGGGCCGUGGAGGUGGAAAAGACCUUCGUGGCUGGUGGUAAAGAUGUGAAACUAGAGGAUCUCAACCCCAUACAGAAUCUGCAAGUCGCAUUUGAAGAGACGAAAGUCGCCACUCGAGGAAAGGCAGAUGCAAUGCUGGAGGGCGAAGAAAUUGCCCGAGGUGGACCUCCGGAGGCUGAUAAGAAAUCCAGGUCCAAGGAGGCAAGUAAUUCGAAAGAUGCUAGUAGUAACGACAUCUUGGGAACCACCACCGCUUGCUCGGCCUUGCUUCAUUAUAAACCUUCGACCCCCGAACCAACUCCUGUUGUUCUAGCCACGAGUCUCGGGGAUUGCAAGGUUCUUAUCGUUCGCCCUUCCACCUCGAGCGUGUUGUAUCAUUCCAAAGAACAGUGGCAUUGGUUUGACUGCCCUCGACAGCUCGGCACCAAUUCCCCUGAUACACCCACGGGUAACGCCGUGACUGAUACAGUACCAGUUGAAACGGAUGACCUUAUAGCUGUCCUCAGCGAUGGCGUCACGGACAAUCUAUGGGAACAUGAGAUCUGCUCGACAUUGUGUGACAGUGUUGCCAAAUGGAAUGCAGGCGAUGCAGAGGCAAAAGAUGGCAUCGUCUAUGUCGCCCGCACUCUCAUGAAUGCUGCCCGGGAAAUCGCUCAAGAUCCCAAUGCUGAAAGUCCUUACAUGGAAAGGGCACUUGAUGAAGGUCUCCCGGCUGAAGGCGGCAAGUUGGACGACAUAUCGGUGCUGUUAGGCGUCGUAAGGAAGAAAUGA